AUGUCUCAGCCGCCUUCCUUCCAGCGUGAUCCUACGCAGGCAUCCAACGUCGUCGACUCGUCCGAAGUCUCGGAUCAAAGCCAAGCAAAAGAUACCUCUCAAGCCCCUGCCUUUGGGGGCCCCGGUGCCAAAGCAACCGCCCCUGAAACCUCCAAGCCUCACUCGAGCAAGAUCCUAAACAAACUGGAUCCUCGGUUCGACAGCGACGUGGAUAACCAACAAUUCACGCUGUCCCGGAUCUGUAUUCAGGAGAAUCCUACAUCUACUUUGAUAUCCUCGAUGCCUACUCUUAAACCACUCUUGCUGGCGGGAGGCCACUCAUCGCGAAUGGGCACUCGCAAGGAACUCUUACGUGUCGUCGAUGAUGUCCCCUUGUUCGUCCAUCUGCUGAUCAACCUACGCGAGGCAUGUCCUGAGUCAGAUGUGGUGUUUCUAUCAUUGCGCCAUCCCGACUCAUUAAAAGCCAUUGAGAACGAUCGCCAUAUCUCCGCCGUCACAAACCGUCAACUAAUUCUCACCCACGGGGCUACCACUUUCCCGGUACAUGUAGUCUACGACGGUCCCGGAGUACCCAGCGAACAUGAUAGCACCGGCAUUGGCCCGGCAGCCGGGCUGCUCGCUGCUCAUCACCAGGACGAAAGUGCUCACUGGCUGGUAGUGGCCUGCGACUAUCCAUUCAUAUCCCUCGCCGCGCUGUCUCAACUCAGAUGCGAAUGGACUGAGCCAGUCAUCUGUUUUGAAAAUAGAGAUGGCUUCUGUGAGCCUUUACUGAGUAUCUGGUCUCCGGAGGCACUGCGCGCACUCAAAGAGAACAUUCAAAAUGGGAUUCUCGGACCCAGUGCGGUGGUGAAGCGUCUGCGUGGCAAGACGAUACGACCACGCGAGGAGAAGUCGAUCUUCAAUGUCAACACGCCAGCCGAUUUGGAGCUGGCGUCGAAUAUGGAAGCCACACCACAAGCCAGUUCAUAG
Molecule: messenger RNA, 969 nt
Organism: Aspergillus pseudoviridinutans
Lineage: Eukaryota; Fungi; Ascomycota; Eurotiomycetes; Eurotiales; Aspergillaceae
Product: molybdenum cofactor guanylyltransferase
Exons: 2
Coding region: 1-969 (322 amino acids)
Biological process (GO): Mo-molybdopterin cofactor biosynthetic process
Molecular function (GO): nucleotidyltransferase activity
Source: RefSeq, a predicted model, not a curated record